AAAAUACUAUGUAAUAAAUACAUUGGGGAAAAGAUGACGAUUACAUAAUAUAAAUGCAUAUUUUAACGAUUAUUAAUAACUUUAUUUUAACUGAAUUAAUUAAUGAUCAGCAGUUUGGUAGGACUGUGUUAACUCAAAAGUUAGAGAUCAUGUGAUUUGAGUGUUAAUUAUAUACGUAAUGUUUUACGCCACGAGAUGAUUAGAUGAUUGGUGAUCAAUUGAUUGAUAGUGUUCCCCAAUUCCCAUGUGCACCCAUACUAUUUACAAUUUCCUCUCUUGUUCUUAAAAAAAUAAAAAAAUUGUAAAGUCCAGAUAAUAAAGAUAAAGGGAAAAUGUCUCGUUACAACCUUUUCCUUAAGAUAUCUAAUGUUGUUGCCUAUAUAUUAGUUAUCGCUGCUAAUACCGUAGUACAUGUUGGAGACUCAAAGCCUGACGAACCGGUUACUAAUAGCACUCUUAUUUCUGGUAAUUGGACAGUUCCAGAAACUUACCUUUUACCCGCGACCUACACUUUUGGAAUUUGGGGACUUAUUCAUGCGUUACUAUUUGGUUUCAUUAUUUAUCAAUGGUUUGAAGCUGCUGAAACUGCAACUGUUGAGGGAGUUAAAUUUUAUUAUGUUACUGCAAGUAUUUUAACUGUUGUCUGGUUAUUAAUUUGGGGUAAUAGUAGAAUUAGAAUUCUUAUUGAUGCUUUUGUUCUCGCAGCGAUCUCUAUGAAUGUAUUCAAAGCAUUCGAUAAUAUUUCAACACAUUAUCCUCCAAAAGAUUUUAAGGAUCGAUUAUUUAUUCAUUAUCCUUUUACAAUUUAUGCAGCAUGGACUCUGAUAGCAACAAUUUUGAAUUUUUGGGCAGCAAUUCCUUUUCUCAACACCGUAUUUUUUUCCACUAUUGCAAUUAUAUGUCUUGGAGUUGUGGGAUAUGAUUAUAAUAAAAAUCAUGAUGUUGUCUUCUCGGCUACCAUUGCUUGGGCACUUGUUGGUAUUGCAGUUAGACAACAAGAUACAUUGCCAAUUUUAAUCGCUUCUUCUGUUUCUUCUGGUGUGAUUUUAGGAGGUAUUUUAAGAAAAUGGAUUAGUAAAACCCGUGCUUAUAUUGAAUUAAGAAGAACUAGAUUGAGAGAUGUUGGUGAAACUGAUCCUUUGUUACCAUAAAUAAUCAAUAAGAAACUUCGUACUUAUACAUGUAUCAAUUAUUAUUAUUAUUACAUAUUCAUUAUUUGUAUAGGUCCUAUAUGAAUUAAUAUAUUAAAAUUUUAAGUCCUUUAA
Molecule: messenger RNA, 1265 nt
Organism: Rhizophagus irregularis DAOM 181602=DAOM 197198
Lineage: Eukaryota; Fungi; Glomeromycota; Glomeromycetes; Glomerales; Glomeraceae
Source: RefSeq, a predicted model, not a curated record